This is a messenger RNA of Mus caroli (Ryukyu mouse), 2866 nucleotides long. It is a transcript of the gene Tchp, whose product is annotated as trichoplein keratin filament binding. The record is from RefSeq and is a predicted model, not a curated record. Lineage: Eukaryota; Metazoa; Chordata; Mammalia; Rodentia; Muridae. Gene Ontology annotation, biological process: apoptotic process. Gene Ontology annotation, cellular component: keratin filament.
CGGGAGGAAGUUUGUCCAUCGCCGUGCUCCGUUGUCCCGCGGGCUGCCCGGCAACCGGCGAGGAAACGGCUGGCGUCGGUGCAGUGGGCGCCAGGGGACCCUUGGAGCGAGCGGGCGCGUGAUCGAGCUAAGGCCGGCGACCCUUCUCCGCGAACUUCGGACACCGAGCGCUGGAGUCAGAGAUGGCUCUCCCCACGUUGCCCUCUUAUUGGUCCAGCCGGAGACACAUGGAUCUUCGCCAGCGCCAGCAUCAGCAGGAGGACCAGUUUCGCCAGCAGUGGGAACAGAACAGUCGCUAUUUCAGGACCUGGGACAUCCACAACUCGAAACAGAUCGAAUGGAGCUCCAAGAUCUCCUACCAGCGGAGCAUGCACGCCUACCAUUGUGAGAAGAUGAAGGAGGAGAAGAGGAAGAUUCUGGAGCUCCGGCGGGAGAGGCUCAGAGAGCUUCUCCUGGAGGAACAGGACUUGCUGGCUUCGGAGCUGGAUGAGCUCAGGCUGAGCAUGGGCCUGCGGGAGCAAAGGCUCCGGGAGCAGCACCAGGACCUGAAGACAGCCCGAGAAGAACAGAGGAAACUGAUUGCUGAACGACUUUUGUAUGAACACUGGAAGAAGAACAACCCCAAACUUCGAGAGCUUGAGUUGGACCUUCACAAGAAGCACGUGAUAAAUUCUUGGGCAACACAGAAAGAAGAAAAAAAGCAGCAAGAAGCCACGGAGAAGCAGGAGAACAAGCGGUUGGAGAACCAGUACGCAGCAGCCCGCCGGGAAGCCGAGGCGAGGAUGAGAGUCGAGGAGGAGAGGAGGCAGCUAGAGGGGCGCCUGCAGGCCGAGGCGCUGCGCCAGCAGAUGGAGGAGCUGAAGCAGAAGGAGAUGGAGGCAACCAAACUGAAGAAGGAACAGGAGAACCUGCUGAGGCAGCGCUGGGAGCUGGAAAGACUGGAGGAGGAAAGGAGGCAGAUGGCCGCCCUCCGGCGCAAGACAGAGCUGGGGCGCUUCUUGAAACAUCAGUACAACGCGCAGCUCAACAGGCGCACCCAGGAAAUCCAGGAGGAGCUGGAGGUAGAUGGGCGGAUCCUGCAGGCCCUCCUAGAGAAGGAAGGCGAGUUGCAGCAGGUGGAACUGGCCAGGCGGGAGCAAGCCCGGGCCGACGCGGCCUGGAUGAAGCAGGUCAUCGAGGAGCAGCUGCAGCUGGAGAAAGCGCGGGAGGCAGAGCUGCAGCAGCUGCUGAGGGAGGAGGCCAAGGAGAUGUGGGAGAAGAGAGAGGCCGAGUGGGCCCGAGAGCAGGUCGCGCGGGACAGACUGAUGAGUGAGGUUCUGACCGGGAGGCAGCAGCAGAUCCUGGAGAAGAUUGAACAGAACCGGCGGGCGCAGGAGGAGACCCUCAAACACAGGGAGAAACUCAUCAAGAGUCUCGAGGAGGGGAAGCAGUUAGCUCAGCGAGCUAAGGAGGAGAGUGAAGAGCUGAAGUCGGCCAGGAAGCAGGAGCUGGAAGCCCAGGUUGCAGAGCGCCAGGGACAGGAAUGGGAAGCAGCCCAGCAGGAGGAGGAGCAAGAGGAGGAGGCCAGGCAGGCGGAAGAGCGCUCCAAUGUUCUGCUGCAGCAGGAGGCGAAGACCAUGGUGGAGAAGGGCUACCAGCCCAAGCUUCACGGACACCUCAGAGUUGCCUGGGACUGACGUUGAGCACAGAGAAGCAAGCCGACUCACUACCACUCCAGACAGUUGUACGGUGUUGGUGCUGGCCAGUGCUCAGGGUGCUGCUGGCUAGUUGAGCCAUACCUGUCAGGCACAUCAUGGGCCAUAGAUGUCAGGAUGCCAUGGGUGUGCAGCGUCCCCUGAGAGCCCUUCUCACCCCAAUAGGCCUUGGCUUCAGUGCCGCCAGAGAUCAGGAAUGAUUUAUAAGUAGAUGUUAGAGUUAGUCUAAGAAGAAGUCAUGUUCCCUGACAGACAGGAGUACCAUGACAGGAUACGUAGGUUCCUCUCAUCUCACCUGUAGCUGUCAGCUCAGGGAGGACCAGCCGCAGAGAGGAGGGAGCCGUUUAGGUUUUCAAAUUGCUGUUCAGAAGUUAUUCUAUUGAGGGCUCAUAGGUCUUGGUGCUGUUAUUGCCAGUUAUGAGCUGUGUAGCCCCAAGGCCCACGUGUGUACUGUGGAAGAGCUGGCAGUCUGGAGAGCUGGUGACAAAGGCAUCCUUGUUUGGAAGUGUUGUGAGGGCUACCCCUAGGGGUUAGGGGUUCUCAGCGUGGGGUACUUAACCUUCCACUUGUGUGGUCCUCUGCCCAGCUCCACACCACCGAGAAGAAAAGAAUCCUACAGAGCACUUGAGCCCAACAUGUGCCAUCCCGAAAGAGUCCUCAAGGUCACUUGGUUGGCUAAGCCUGAUCAAGGCAGAGGCUUGACUUGGGACCUCCUGUGUCUGCGGAAGCCCAGGGUGCAGCCCCAUGGGAAUUAAGUGCCCAGAGAGACAUGUGACCCUGGAGAAAUGGCAUGGGACUCGGAAUCACAGAUGAGCGUGGCCCCACUGUUAGGUCCCAAUACACCUCUGCAAGCGGCCAUGGGUCCUCAUGGCGACAGUCGGGUUGUUAUGGCUUGUAUCUUUCCGUAGCCUUCCUCGAGUUGGCUUUCAUCCCUGUAUUCCAGAUUCUGCCCACUCUAGCUGAAUAUACGGUAUUGUCCCUGAUUAUGGGAACCCAGAGUUCGCCUGGGCUCUGAGUGCUGUAUCACUUCUCUUCUAUCACAGAACUGGUUCUCAGCCUGUUUCAUUUCCUGCUGAGGUCCUUGGAUGUGGCCCCCAGCUCUGUUUCCACUACACAUUUGCGAGCACUUGUCAAAUGCUCACUAACUGAAGUAAAGCUCUGUCUCAGUAUCA